AUGCACUACCAGACACCCUCAUCACCGAUGGCAUCAUGGUUCGCCAAUUUCUCCUGUGACCCAUUUCUCCCUCCAGAGGUCCCUUGUGAACUUGGUGGGUUGCAAAAAUAUGCCGUUAAUGUCUCAGGCGCUGAAGACGUCUUGGCAACCCUGAAUUUCGUUCAACAAAAUAACAUUCGACUGGUGAUUCGGAAUACCGGUCAUGACUAUCUUGGAAAAUCUACUGCGCCAGGUGCAGUGGCAUUGUGGAUGCAUCAUCAGAAAGAUACGCAGUAUCUUGAUUACACAUCAUCAUAUUACAAUGGCUCUGCCCUACGUUUGGGUGCUGGCGUUCAAGGCUUUGAGGCUAUGAGCGCUGCACAUGCUCAGAACAAAGUCAUCGUUACUGGGAAUUGCGAAAGCGUUGGAGUUGCAGGUGGAUAUACACAAGGUGGCGGCCACGGUCAAUUGGCCUCAUAUUUUGGUCUUGCUGCCGAUCAAGUACUCGAGUGGGAGAUAGUUACAGCAGCAGGUGACAUCCUAACAGCAUCACCAACUGAAAAUGUGGACCUCUUUUGGGCACUUUCUGGAGGUGGCGGCGGGACCUUCGCCGUUGUCUUAAGCGUGACUGUUCGAGUCCAUCCAGAGAUGAUAACCACGUCAGCCAAUCUGACCUUUAGCGAAAAAGGUGUGGCUCACAGCUUGUUUUGGGAGGUUGUUGAGACAUUUGUUUCUUCAGCAGCACUCAUGGCCGAUGCGGGAGCUAUAGCAAUUUGGAUGGUAAGUAAUUCGACAUUGAGUGUGACGCCUAUCACUUGGCCUGGUGCAACUCGAGAACAAUUGCAAGAAAACCUUGAGCCUACUUUGGCUUUGCUUGAAGAAUACAAUAUCGCUUACUGUACGAUCCAGGAUAUGAUCUCAAUUUGA
Penicillium malachiteum is the source of this 906-nucleotide messenger RNA. RefSeq names its product FAD-binding oxidoreductase. Gene Ontology annotation, molecular function: FAD binding; oxidoreductase activity. The coding region runs from base 1 to 906 and encodes 301 amino acids. The transcript has a single exon. The record is from RefSeq and is a predicted model, not a curated record. NCBI's taxonomy places the organism in Eukaryota, Fungi, Ascomycota, Eurotiomycetes, Eurotiales, Aspergillaceae.